AUGAUGAAAGUGAUUGCCGCCCUGUCCACCCUCCUCCUUCCUCCCGUCGUCCUCGCGGUGGUCGGUGGCCGAUGCUCCGGCUCCUGGGACACCAAGUGGUGCAUCUGCCUGGACCACAACGUCUGCAGAGACCAGUUUGGCGGCGACGCCCUCCAAGGCUCGCCCGGCAACUGGCCGUGCCCCAACGACCCCGACAACGUCAUGGGCUGUCGCAUCACCCGCAACUGUCCCACCAAAGACUUCCACACGGCCUGCUUGUGGCGCAAUAUGGUGUCUGCCCUGGUGGAAACGAUUUCGUUUGCUGUUAUUUCUGUGAGGGCAGUUUGUGCCCUCCAGCUUGACCACUGCGUAAUACCCGGAGCCACUCGAAGUGGGCCGUGGUUCGAGGUGACGGUCGAUGUGAGGGUGACUGGUUUCACCUACCGUGGGGAGUCAUGA
Parathielavia appendiculata is the source of this 438-nucleotide messenger RNA. RefSeq lists its product as uncharacterized. NCBI's taxonomy places the organism in Eukaryota, Fungi, Ascomycota, Sordariomycetes, Sordariales, Chaetomiaceae. Bases 1 to 438 code for a protein of 145 amino acids. The record is from RefSeq and is a predicted model, not a curated record. The transcript is spliced from 2 exons.